This is a messenger RNA of Culicoides brevitarsis, 2320 nucleotides long. RefSeq lists its product as uncharacterized. Gene Ontology annotation, molecular function: cobalamin binding. NCBI's taxonomy places the organism in Eukaryota, Metazoa, Arthropoda, Insecta, Diptera, Ceratopogonidae. The record is from RefSeq and is a predicted model, not a curated record. Bases 191 to 1765 code for a protein of 524 amino acids. Gene Ontology annotation, biological process: cobalamin transport. The transcript has 14 exons.
AAUUUGUUUCGGUAUCCAAUUUGUAAAUCAAAAUGUCUUUUGCUCAAAAUAAUAUAAUGAACAAUUCAUUUAUAAAGUGAAAGUGUACGAAAAUUUGCUGAUAAAACUUAGACUUUAAAACUAUUUAAAACUAACUAUCUGGAUCAUUUGAUCAUCAAUUUAAUUAAAUUGAAACUUUUCAGAUAGGAAAAUGCCAUAUAAUAGAAAAAAAAUUGUUUCUCUAAUAUUGUUGUUGAUAAUAUUAAUAUGCAAAGGAGACAGUAAUGUCAAAAAUAUCGGCUUUAACGAUUCUAAUGCCAGGAAAACGUUUUUCACAACAGCAAAAGGCUCUGCUUUCGAGACCACAUCCAGUCUUACUACUUCGCUCAAACCAACCAACACACCUACUGCAACUGAUGACACUUUAGAAACAAUUUUGCCUGAAAAUGAUGAUACUUCAUCACUAGAAAGUGAACCUAAUGUGAGAGAAAGUAUUGGGCUACAGAAGGCUCUUGAAUGGUUAAGAGAAAAACGUUCCCCCGAUUUUGGAUGGGGUAACGAUACACAUAUGGUUAUACUUUCCAAAGAGUUGGCAGGUUCUCGAGAUGGAAAUGAUAUGGAUAGCCAUUUACAGACCAUUGCAGAGUUAGAAAAUGCUCUGUCUGAAAAGCAAAUGGAAAUAGAAAUACUUAACAUGAUUACACCACACCAUCUAUAUCCGAAGCCUAUUGAUUCCGACAGAUUGGCUAGGUACAUUUUAGCGUUAAGCUCUUUAUGUAAAAAUCCCAGAAGUUUUCAUGGACACGAUUUAGUGAGUACCUUACAACACCAUGAACCAACAGCUGACUAUGAAUUUGCAUUAGCUACGUUGGCUGCAUGUAGCUCAGCAACGCAUGUAAGAAAAAGACAAAUUCGCCGACUAUUAGAUAUUGCCAGUGGUGAGGUGAACAAUGUUGACACAAUGGCUAUGGUUUUGCUUGCUUUACGUUGUAUUGUAACUGAUCACCGUCAUCGACAUUUACAACAUUUCGUUAGACGGCCAGCAAGAGGGCUUGCAAGCUUACAAGGUCCUAGGGGUGGAUUUGGUUCAUUACGAAGUACAGCACUUGCCAUGCAGGCCUUGCAGGAUCUUGAUUUAGAUCCAUCUGGAAAAUGGGACCAAAUUGCAGCUUCUAAGUGGAUAUUGGAUAGACAAAUGAGCGAAGGCGGUUGGGAGGAAGAACCUAUAGAAGAUGGACAAGAACCUCCAGAUUGCAGACUUACAGCAGAAAUAAUAUUGGCUUUGGGACAUAAAGGGUUGGGAGCCGUUCGGGCACUUCAUUGUGAGCAUGAGCCUCAUGAUUCGCUUUACAUAGGAGAAAAUAAUGAAAAUGGGGAGACAAAAUUGGCAGCCCCUGUAGGACUUACUUCAUCUGCUGAGGAAAAUGAAGCAAAAAAUGUCUCAUACUCCUACACUUUGUGGGUAGGAACAAACGUAACUGAAGUGAUAACAAUGACUCUAACUUCUCCGAGAAACACCAGUUUUUUCAAGGCUAUGACACAAGCAGCAGAAAUGGAUCCUAGAUUUUCGUUUGAUGCCCGUGAAUGGCCGAAUGGACAUUAUGUUCAUACGUUAGCAGGGAAAAAGGAGGAACCACGUGGUUACAAUUUUUGGAUUUUAUAUCGAUUACCAGAGUACCCCGAAAUUUCUUCUCCACCAGGAAAUCAAUUGAUUGCACCAGUUGGUGUUGAUGAACUCCUUGUUGAAGAUGGAGAGCAUUAUUUGUAUUGGUAUAAGAAACUAUAAUCCUCAUUAUAAGAUACACAAUAUAUUCAACUAUACAGCUUGACACACAAAAAUAAUAUUAUAAAAAUAAGCCUUGAGGGCAAUCAAUGUUAAAUAAGUCCUUUGUUCAUACACAAAUUAACUCAAACUAAUCUAUUUACACAUUUUCUUUCAACAUGGCAUUGAGUUUUCUACAUUAAUUAUUUUUAUACUAAAAUAAUUUUGUUUUCUUCUUAAAUGUUGUCUCUCUUUCCUUGUAUCGUCCGUAUGGUUUACUCCCAAGUAUGAAAUUUAAAGCAUUUAUAAAGCGAACCAAAAAAAAGCUUAAAAAUUUCAUGUUAAUUAGGUCUAGAUACAGGCACAAAUAGAUACCUUUCAUUAUAGGAGCAUACAUGAUUUAAAGAAUGAAGAAAUGAAUUAAAAACUUACACUGAUGAAACAUAGCAUACGUUAUUUCCCAGUUCGUAGUAUUUAAAAAUAGACUGCAAUCUUUUUUAGCAAUUAAUGUUUAUUAAUAAAAGCUAUUGUUAUCAAAAGAAAUAAAGCAGUGAUAUUAUACUAAUAUUUAAAUGUGGA